Camellia sinensis is the source of this 872-nucleotide messenger RNA. RefSeq lists its product as uncharacterized. Gene Ontology annotation, molecular function: RNA binding. Gene Ontology annotation, cellular component: nucleus. Lineage: Eukaryota; Viridiplantae; Streptophyta; Magnoliopsida; Ericales; Theaceae. The record is from RefSeq and is a predicted model, not a curated record.
CCAACUCGAUCAGAAACCCUAACUCAUAAAAAAAAUUGUAGCAGACAUUACAGAUAUAAAGCUUCGCGCUUGAAUCUCAACCCAUUUAAGAUAGAGAAAAUUGGAAUAUAAAAGGUUUUGCGCAAGAAUUUUUAACACAUUUAGCAAAGAGAAAGUUUUUGUGAACUUGGUUUGAGAGAGUAAUGGAAGAGAUUACAGAUGGAGUGAACAAUAUCAACAUCACUGAAUCGAAGACGAAGAAUCGUAUUCAAGUUUCCAACACCAAGAAACCCCUUUUUUUCUAUGUCAAUCUCGCCAAGAGAUACAUGCAGCAAUACAAUGAGGUGGAGCUUUCAGCUCUAGGAAUGGCAAUUGCUACAGUUGUCACCGUCGCAGAGAUUCUGAAAAAUAAUGGUUUUGCUGUUGAGAUGAAAAUUAUGACAUCUACUGUGGACAUGAAGGAUGAAUCUAGGGGAAGAUCUGUCCAAAAAGCCAAGAUUGAGAUAUUACUGGGCAAGACAGCAAAAUUUGACGAGUUGAUGGCUGCUCAAGCUGAGGAGAGGGAGAGGGAGAGGGAGAGGGACAGGGAGAGUGGAGAUGUUGAGGUGCAGAACUGAAGGAAGAAAUGUUUGCCAUAUUCAUUGUUCCAACAGUGAUAACUAUGCGUGGUAGCCAAUUCCCGUUGUUACGGUUUCUCUAAAUUUGUAGUCCCCUUGUUAUUAAGACAGCUUUGCUGGCUUGCGGCUUGAAUUUUACCCUCUAUAUGCUUCUGUAGAGAUGAUUUCAGUUCAAAGUUUCAUUUUGUUCAUAUCCUAGUUCUUUGCACUUGGUUUAUUUUGUUUUGCAGACCCAUCAAAGUUAAUUUGACAUUUGCUUUGAAAUGGAAAACUAAA